Messenger RNA from Camellia sinensis, 1268 nucleotides. RefSeq lists its product as uncharacterized. The record is from RefSeq and is a predicted model, not a curated record. Gene Ontology annotation, molecular function: UDP-N-acetylmuramate dehydrogenase activity; FAD binding. Gene Ontology annotation, biological process: cell wall organization. Gene Ontology annotation, cellular component: cytosol. Lineage: Eukaryota; Viridiplantae; Streptophyta; Magnoliopsida; Ericales; Theaceae.
UAAAAUUUCAAAUCGUAAUUCCUUCGGCUGAGAAAACGCAAAUCGGAUCCAAAGAAAAAAAAUGAUCGGAAAAUUAAAGACACCAUCAGCAUCAGCAUCAGCAUCAGCAUCAGCAUGUGUUUCGUCGGCUUUGUGUUCUUCACAUUCCAACAACAUCAACAUCAACAUCAACAGCAACAACUAUAAACCCUACGAGGCCUCUCAUCACUCUCACUUCCCGCCCAGAUCCCCAACAAAAAAACCAUGCCUUUUGCUUUCCAAUCAUACAUACAUCAUCAAAAGUCAAGAAUCGAAGAACCAUCUCUCCAACGAAUUGAAAUUCAUUCGGAGCCAGAAACGAUUAAGCGAUCUCUGCACUUGGGCCAUUGGAGGCCCUUGUAACCAUUUUGUUCAAGUUGUCAAUCAAACCCAACUUCUCUCUGCUCUCAGGUACUGCCAUGAGAAUUCUUUGAGAUCCAUGAUAAUUGGUAAAGGCUCAAAUUGUCUCUUUGAUGAUUUGGGUUUCGAUGGUUGUGUUAUUCUGAAUCAGAUUGGGUUCUUGGAGAGGAUUGAGCCUGGCAUGUUUAGAGUUGGAAGCGGCUUCAGAUUUAAUCACUUGGGUAUAUUGUGUUCAAAUGAAGGAUUCACAGGUCUCGAGUUUGCUGGUGGAAUUCCUGGAACUGUUGGAGGAGCUGCUUAUAUGAAUGCCGGAGCAAAUGGGCAGGAAACUGCUGAUGUUAUCGACAGCAUUGAGAUUGUAACAACUGAAGGCAAAUUUCAGAUACUGAAUAGAACGGAUCUUAAUUUUGGCUACCGAACAUCACCAUUUCAAGAUAUGGAAGACUUGGCGGCCAUCGUUGCUGUUACAUUCCAAUUGAAGCACUCGGAAUCUGCAAGGAGAAGGCAACAAGAGUACUUGGAAAGGAGGAGAAUCUCUCAGCCAGUGAGAGAGAGAAGCGCUGGCUCAGUGUUUCGCAACCCAUCCAAUUCGGGGGUUUCAGCAGCGGAGUUGAUUGAGAGAGCUGGAUUGAAAGGUCACAGAGUUGGAGGGGCAAUGGUUUCAAACAUCCAUGCCAACUUCUUCAUUAAUUCUGGUGGCUCAACUUCUGAAGACAUGUUGGAGCUCAUCAAUUUGGUUAAAGAGAUGGUCUAUCAGAAGUUUGGGAUACAACUCAAGGAGGAGGUAUUAUAUGUUCAUCCAUUUUGUAACAGUUUAAACUCAAACAGAGACAAAUGACCUGUCAUGUGACAUUUGAAGAGAGAAAUGAAAAUUGUACUUGCAAAUAAAA